Pteropus alecto (black flying fox) is the source of this 2616-nucleotide messenger RNA. RefSeq names its product insulin induced gene 2 (gene INSIG2). The coding region runs from base 228 to 905 and encodes 225 amino acids. Lineage: Eukaryota; Metazoa; Chordata; Mammalia; Chiroptera; Pteropodidae. Gene Ontology annotation, biological process: cholesterol biosynthetic process; cellular response to insulin stimulus; SREBP signaling pathway. The record is from RefSeq and is a predicted model, not a curated record. Gene Ontology annotation, cellular component: SREBP-SCAP-Insig complex; endoplasmic reticulum. The transcript has 6 exons.
GAAAAGGAAAAGGCGGAGGGGGCGGGGCCGGUCCCAGAAGAUGGCGGAGGCGGGGGAUUUCUGGUAGGUCUUAUUUUAGGACAAGAUGCUGUACUAUUGAAACACCAAUCUGCUUUGAUUCAUAGACAGUUGGCUUUUCAGCUGGGAAGCCAUUUUUUUUCUUUUUCUUUUUCUUUUUCUUUUUCUUUUUCUUUUUUUUUUUGCUGGCUUACUGAACUUAUGAAACCAUGGCAGAAGGAGAGACAGAGUCACCUGGGCCCAAAAAGUGUGGCCCCUAUAUCUCAUCUGUGACUAGCCGGAGUGUGAAUUUAAUGAUUCGAGGAAUAGUACUAUUUUUUAUUGGAGUAUUUCUUGCAUUAGUGUUAAAUUUACUUCAGAUUCAGAGAAAUGUGACUCUCUUUCCACCUGAUGUGAUUGCAAGCAUCUUUUCUUCAGCAUGGUGGGUACCGCCGUGUUGUGGCACAGCUUCAGCUGUGAUUGGGUUAUUAUACCCCUGCAUUGACAGGCAUCUAGGAGAACCACAUAAAUUCAAAAGAGAAUGGUCCAGUGUAAUGCGGUGCGUAGCCGUCUUUGUUGGUAUAAAUCAUGCCAGCGCUAAAGUGGAUUUUGAUAACAACAUACAGUUGUCUCUCACACUGGCUGCACUAUCCAUUGGAUUGUGGUGGACUUUUGAUAGAUCUAGAACUGGUUUUGGCCUUGGAGUAGGAAUUGCUUUCUUGGCAACUUUGGUCACUCAACUGCUAGUCUAUAAUGGUGUUUAUCAAUAUACAUCUCCAGAUUUUCUCUAUGUCCGUUCUUGGUUACCAUGUAUAUUUUUUGCUGGAGGCAUAACGAUGGGAAACAUUGGUCGACAACUGGCAGUGUAUGAAUGUAAAGUUAUCGCAGAAAAAUCUCAUCAGGAAUGAAGAAGGCAAAAAUAUUUUUUUGUACAGAAAACAAGAUGAAAAGGGCAUGUAAAUGGUAGCUAUACCAACGAAACUAUGGACUAUGAAAUUGCCAGGAUGCAGUUUUCCCCUUGAUUGGUAUAUAUAGAUAUAUAUAUACACAUAUACACAUACAUAUAUUACUGCAAUCUGUGAUUGCUUCACCUGUAAAUCAGUUACAAACCUUUAUGUAUUUGACUUAAAUAACUGUAAAAUAUAUAUGCACUACAUUAAAAAUGUUGAUUAAUAGAUGAAAUUUAAAAAUUUUUUAAACAUACCAUAUAUUGUAUCACAAUGUUGAUGUGCCAAAAUAUUCUGUUACUGUCAUGAAGAGCAUAAGAAUGCUUUGAACAAUUUACAAGCUUAGUGAAAUAAAAUAAGAGGAAAGCCAAAAAAAAAAAAAAAAAGCAAAUGGAAAGCUGGUAUAUUCUUUUUCGCUUACUAUCGUGCCUUUUUAUUUUUCUAAUCACAACAGUAUGACUUAUCGGUGUCUUAAUGUGUAGUUAGUUUCUAUUUUAAUGUUCUAGAGAACUUUGGAUAUUUUAAUAUAUGGUGAAAAUAAACUUUUAUAAAACGUUUUUCAAACCUACGUUAUUGGAGAGAGAAGAGUAAUUUUCUGUUUUGACAGAUUUUAUUUGAGGUAAAUGGGAUGAGCAGGAGAGGUUAUCAGCAUUAAAUUGUUUUGAGUCUAAACCUGGAAGAGUAUAUAUAAUUAAAAGUAAGGACCAUUGGGGAAUUUAACUAGAAUAAAUAUGUUUUAGAUAUACAAAAUGACCUUCUGCAGUGCCACAAAGUGUUAAGUGAUAUUAACUGUCAUUUGCAAUAUAGAAUCCUGCAGCUUUUGCACAUGGAACACGUGAAAAACCCCAAACAGAUCAAAAUGAAGUUUCUAAUUUUAUUAGGUUCUGUUCUUGGGUUCUAUAUUGCAAACCACUUCAGCUGGGCUUGGUUGUAUGACUGACUGUCAGUGGAAUACCAUCUGUGGAAAGGAUGGGCACAUAAUUUCUUAAGUGUUCAUAUACCCAUUAGUGAAUAUUUCAAGCCUGUUUAGGAAUAUAGUGAGAUGGGAUAUUGUGUAUGUUAUUGAUCUUGUUAACAAUUUUGUGCAUCUCCAUCCAACAACCAGAACCAUUUAAACAUGGCUUGAACAUAUUUUUAGUUAACUUUUUUCCCCAAUUUUUAUUUUUCAAAUUGAUGGUAAUUGUCUGAUACACAAGGGUGAAAUCUUCUGCUUACUCUGAAUGUGUGUUUGUGUGUGUACAUGUGUGCUGAAUUGAGUGAGAGAGAAUGUAUUCGUGUAUAUGGAUGUGCAUGUGUGCCCAUGUUUAAUAUGUCAACUAGAUAUUUUUAAAAUUUUUGAUUUUAAAUUUUUUAUUUUGAUUUGCUGUCAGACUGAGAUCUUGUGUGCCAAACUAUAAUGUGCUUUUACAUUUUAAGACUGAAAGUGUUAAAAUCCUAAGAGGAUUUCACGUUAGAUAUAUGUAUACAAUCUUAACUACAGUUGUAGAAAACAUACUACUAUAAUUUAUUACUCUGUCUUCCAGAUAAUGUUAUUCAUUUAGAACAAAUAAGGUAUAUUUUUAGAAUCAACUUUGUAAGCACUAUAUAACUUUAAUAAGUUAUAAGGUCUAUGAUGUGUUUACUUUGCAUUGCUGUUAAAAGCAAGAUGAAUUAAAUAUAUAAUUAUCAUCUU